Molecule: messenger RNA, 2683 nt
Organism: Carassius auratus (goldfish)
Lineage: Eukaryota; Metazoa; Chordata; Actinopteri; Cypriniformes; Cyprinidae
Product: pleckstrin homology domain-containing family A member 5-like
Exons: 16
Coding region: 64-1896 (610 amino acids)
Cellular component (GO): cytosol
Molecular function (GO): phosphatidylinositol-3,5-bisphosphate binding; phosphatidylinositol-4-phosphate binding; phosphatidylinositol-3-phosphate binding
Source: RefSeq, a predicted model, not a curated record
CCUUGGUGACGCCCACACUGACACUGCUCCUGUCGCCCGCUGCAGCCAGAGGAACUGACCCUGAUGCUCAUCAAGCUCCGGCGGCAGCAGGCCGAGCUCAACAGCCUUCGUGAGCACACGCUCGCUCAGCUAAUGCAGCUAAACCUGGAUGCCACUAAGCCAAAGAGUGAAAUCCUUUCCCAUCACCUACAGAGGAAUCUGGUGUACUUGGACAGCCAGCAGAUGAGCCCUGAAGAGUACAGAGAAAACACCUACUUAUUCCGACCCGAGGAGCUGGACAUUGAUGCGAAGUUAAGUCGACUGUGUGAGCAGGAUAAAGUAGUGAGAACUCAAGAAGAAAAACUGCAGCAGCUCCACAGAGAAAAGCACACGCUGGAGACGGCCUUACUGUCGGCCAGUCAGGAGAUCGAGAUGAGCUCUGAAAACCCCACGGCCGUGCAGAGCGUCAUCCAGCAGCGGGACGUCCUACAGAGCGGUCUGCUCAGCACCUGCAGAGAGCUGUCACGUGUCAACACUGAGCUGGAGCGGAGCUUGAGAGAGUACGAUCGACUGGAGGCGGACGUCACCAUGGCCAAAACAAACCUGCUGGAGCAGCUCGAAGCCCUCGGGAGCCCACAGACGGAGCCGCCCAGCCAAAAACACGUUCAGAUCCAGAAGGAGUUGUGGCGGAUUCAGGAUGUGAUGGAGGUGCUGAACAAGAACAAACCUAAGAGAAACGCAGAACCCAGUUUUCCUGGUGCAAACCCCCUGUCAAACCUGCAUAAAAGUGAAGAGUCAGACUCAGUGCCUCCUCGUCCUCCUCUCCCGUACUCGUAUGAGGGGGGAGACCGGCCGCCUCACGCCCCCCGCACAACCCCUCACCGGCCCGAGGACCGCAAGGCCGCCCAGCGCAACGGUGCCCACAGCGGGCCCGACUACAGACUGUAUAAGAGCGAGCCGGAGCUCACCACGGUAGCUGAAGUCGACGAGAGCAAUGGCGAAGACAAAUCUGAGCAGACGGCAGAGAAAGAGUCGCCCGGUGUCACCAAAGGUGUAGUUUACACCAUCGGCGUGGUCAGUCCCAGGAAUAAAUCACCCAUGCCUGAAUCGUCCACCAUCGCCUCUUAUGUCACCUUGAGAAAGAGCAAGAAACCUGAUCCCAGAACAUCCCAGCCGCAGGACCGUCCUCACAGUGCGGUGGAGCACAUGAUUGGCGCAGCAGAGGUGGGCCGAACACGCAUGAGCGUCGAGGAGCAGAUGGAGCGAAUCAGGAGGCACCAGCAGGGGGCGAUACGUGAACGGAGGAGAGAGGACGGAUCGCUGUCCCGAAGCCUCUCCUUCACUAAAGACAACCCCUACUACACCCUACAGAUGCGUAAGAAGAGCCCGGCGAUCUCUCCGGAUGAGCUGGACGACCGCAGAGACACCAAACCGACCCAUGCAGAAAAAAACUGCAAGAAUACUGAAGAUCUGGAAUCUGGAAAUGCCAACCUGGAGAAGAAGGAGAGAGCGCUCCUGUCCCGGUCUGCCUCCGUUAAAGAGUAUCUCCUGAAGUGCGCGGGGCCAAAACCAGUGCUGAACAGGGACCAGACAGAUCCCAGAUGUGUGAGUCCACUGGAGUACCGCAGGACCCUGGCCACUCAGAACAGCUUACAGACGGCCCUCAUGGUGCGCGUGGGCACUGAGGAAGACGAGGAGGAGGAGGAGGAUGAAGAGAAGCCCUCCAGUCAACAGCAGGACGUGUCUUAUGAGCUGACCAACAGCAAACACGGCACGCUGACGUCAGCAGCCCCUCCACCCACAUCAGUGAAGCAUGUGAGAGGACGUCCCACCGUGAGCCACACACAUCAUCAUCAUCAUCAUGAGACAGACAGGACAUCAUCAGCUGACCGACACACAGCGACGUCCAGGCCUUAGUUCACACGAUUCAUUUAUAGUGCUUAUUUAUAUUCCUAUUGUUCCCUUUUGUUUUCUGUAGACCCCAGAGUUGAGUUGUGUUUGAUUGGAGGUGCUAUUAAACUCUCUCUGAUGUACAUUACAGCACCCAGACUCUCUCUCUCAACAGGAAGUGGAGCGUAAAGCCCACUUAUUUAAUUCGGACUGCCGAGGGUUGUGUUCAUCGUUCGCUUGUUUUUAUAUGGAUUUUAAUCAGUCGCUCCCGGUUUUAUCUAUUGUUGGUCGACGCGAUUUUUAGUACUCAUAUCUUUUGCACUGUACGACACCCAUCGUUGCUUUUUUGAUAUCAGAGGAUUUAUGUAUAAACGAUGUACAACUAUAAACUUUCAAUAAGGUGCCACCGUACUGCUGCCGAAGGACAGGAUUUGUAAAUGAUCUGUAUGUUGGAUAGUCCGCAAUAGCCACCACACUGUUUCCCGACACACUCAUGAAUGUUCCAGCUUAUGUUUUAUUUUUCUAUGGCUGAGAGAUAUUUAAGUAGAGAGACGAGUACAGCGUAUUACCAUUUUAAGAAGAGUAUUUCAGAGGUUUGAGGAGCAAGCGUUUAUAACGGUUGAUAAAGCAAUAAGCAGGGUUUGGUGUUCAACUUUGAUGUAUAAACUGUAAAGUUCAUGAUGUAUAUACUGUACACCAUUCUAUGAGCAGAGCAGACACACAGAAGAGGUUAUGUAUCAGAGUCAAUAUGCAAAUGUUCAUAUUUCAUCUGUUUUAUAUCAUGUGAAAUAAAUGUUGAUGUUCUUAUACAGUA